Sebastes umbrosus (honeycomb rockfish) is the source of this 2034-nucleotide messenger RNA. Its product is annotated as olfactory receptor class A-like protein 4. Gene Ontology annotation, cellular component: membrane. Gene Ontology annotation, molecular function: G protein-coupled receptor activity. The transcript is spliced from 2 exons. Bases 881 to 1990 code for a protein of 369 amino acids. NCBI's taxonomy places the organism in Eukaryota, Metazoa, Chordata, Actinopteri, Perciformes, Sebastidae. Gene Ontology annotation, biological process: G protein-coupled receptor signaling pathway. The record is from RefSeq and is a predicted model, not a curated record.
UAUACUUAUUCACUGUUGAAUGAGAUUAUAGACCCAUUUCUCUGUAUUAAAUCAUAAUAAACAAAGAGCACCUAUAAUGAUCAGUAGGAAUACAAAGUUUAAUAUCAAGCACAAUGGAAAAAAAAGUAUAUGAUCAAGAUGUUCUCCACAAUACAUUUAAUUAAGCAGUGCUUAUGUGAGAUUGUUCGAAGCAAUAAUUGCCUCGUGCCAAGAGAGAGACCUGGCAACUCAGUAAACAAUUAGUACCAAGGGAGAGAAUGAAUAGCUGACUAAUAGGAGAAAAAAACGCUGCGUCAGUGGGACUGAUUUAGCUUCACCUGUCCCUUAAAGGUUGCACAGGAUAAUUGCUUAAAUCGGUGUAAUCUGCACUUAAUGUUAUAUCUAAUGGUCUGAUACUAUCUGUAUUUCUAUUUAGCUAAACUGUGGAAUAUAAAGAAUUAAUACUGAAAAAUAAACAAGCAGAUUGCUGGUCCUUCACAAUAUGCAUUUCCAUAGCAGAUUUAAGUGUUUAGUAUGAAUAAUUUAAUGAGAACAGGCUGUUAUGAACACAACAAACAACAGCGACCCACACCUGUUGAUGCCGCCGUUCAGGUCAAGAGACAGCGUUUCAUUUGCAGUUGGUCGGUGAUGUGGAAAGAAAACGUAGAAAAUGCCUGCCUCUGCAUGAACACUCAAAGCAUCAACAUAUUGGGUUAAAUUAACCUUGAGCCUGGUCAGCAAAGAUGAAACCUUCAACAAGGCUAUUUGUUUGUCAGUGCGUGCAUAUAUAAAACGCUGUGAGGAGGACCAUCAGCAGCGGUAGUCGUGUAUGUGAAGCCUUGAUGUUUCACUCGGGCUCUCACACACAUGCUUGUCACAAAGCCAUGCAGAGGAUGAUGCCAUGUCAGAGGUCCUCACUGUAGAGGCUUUUCUGUUUGGGUUCUUGGUCUUUUCUGGCAUCCUGGGAAACAUCUUGGUCAUCCAUGUGGUGUUUCAGUCGGCCGUUGAGAGUCCGUCUCGGAGACUCGCUCCCUCUGACAACAUUUUGGUGCACUUGUCACUGGCCAACCUGCUGACCUCGCUUUUCCGCACAGUGCCCAUCUUUGUGUCAGACCUGGGCCUGGAUGUGUCUCUGUCUCCGGUCUGGUGCAGAAUCUUCAUGCUGCUGUGGGUGUGGUGGCGAGCCGUGGGCUGUUGGGUGACUCUAGCACUUAGCGUCUUCCACUGCACCACCCUGAGGCGACAGCACGUAGCCUUUGGACCUCUCGCACAGCAGAAAGAGAGGCGGCGGGUGUGGAUCGUUCUGGGGCUGGUGUGGGGGGCAAACCUGGUCUUCUCAAUUCCAGCUCUCGUAUACAGCACUCAUGUUCACGGCAACUUCACUGUGGAGCUGAUGGUGAUCAGCUGCACCACCAGGCCACUCCUGGGCUGUGUCUGGGAGUUCCCCUCCAACGAACAGGGCUCAGCCUUCGCCUCCUCCUCGCUCGCGCUUAAUGAGGUGUUGCCUCUGGUGCUGAUGGUUUGCACCAACCUGGCCACGCUUCACGCUCUGGCAAAACACAUCCGAGCUGUGACCUCAGGGGGAGACUCGGGAGGAGCCCAUGGGGAGCUGGACAAACACGUGUCCACUGAACGCAAAGCAGCUCAUGUGAUCAUGUCGCUGGUGUCGCUCUUCGUGGUCUGCUGGGCGCUACAGGUUGCUGCGGUGACGUACUACAACCACGAUGGGGGACACCAUGCUGAAGGACUGCUGACUGUGGCCCACUUCUCUGCCUCGCUGUUUGUAGGUUUCAGUCCCAUGGUGGUGGCCCUGGGACAUGGCAAGCUGAGGAGGAGGAUCAUGAGUAUGAUCCUGAUGUGGGCUAAAGUUCUUAAAUGUCACAGGGAGGACACUAAAGACGGGGGUAAAUCCCCAAAGACUAAAGGAAAGAAGGGAAAACAAACAGUUUCUAUUGUUCAAAAAGAGACAAAGGUCAUAAAAGUGAAGGAGAAAGUUCAAGCAAACAAAUGAUGGAAGCAAAGUGUGACUGCAUUGAUACGAAAAUUACUGAAAAA